AAAUAUGAAUUUGCUGGUGAUUUUUAGCAUUCUCUCGAUAUCGUAUUCAUUGAUUGACAGUUAUGUGACAGAAUCUGAAUUAGAAGAGUUUGUGAAGCGAAUUAGUCCUUAUAAAGCAGACCAUGGACGCUCUAGGGUAAAGAGGAAGCUUUUUGGUAAAGCCUUUCGUACCAAAGAGGCGAUCAAGAAGGCUUUCGAAGAAGAAUUUCAGGCGUAUGAUAAAUGUUUAAAUGCACGCGAGGAAGAAAGAAAAUCUCUUGAAAACACGAUACGCGGGCUACUGGCAUUAGAAGGCCAGAAGGUGCGACUGGGUUGCAACCUUUGCCAACGACCUGAUCAGGACUUGACAAAGUUAGAGAUAAUAGACUGGCAGAGACUUCGACCUCAGGACUCGGACUUUGAGUUCGUGAGUAAGGACGACGGGCGGGUCAGAAUUGACAGCGAAACACGUGAUCUAAUUAUUGACCCCGUGGACGUGUUGGAUGCGGGUCAGUACUUCUGUAUCAAUACUUACUACAGAGAGUACGAGGAAAUAUACCAACUGGACGUGCUGUUCAGAGAAAGACUGAAGACAACAAAAUACGAGGACGUUGAGAGUGGCAAAGAUAAGUACCUUGGUGAUUUUCCCCUUGUGGAUCACAACAUUAAAGCUUUCACUGCUUGGUCUGAAUGGACAGAAUGUCAAGACUGCAACAAGAAAAGCAUCAAAAAGAGGGUAGGUUUGUGCAUGGUCACCAAAAUCCAAAAAGAUCAGCCGAUCCUUCCGUUUGAUCUUCCUAUCAUGGAACUGUAUCCCGAUGGCGUACCUUGCCGAUCAACCGUGCUCUCUAAAGAAAUUGCAUCCAUCAAGCGGAUCAAGAAUAGGCGGAGCGAAGUGACCAUGGCGGAUUGCUACAAAGCAUGUCCGACCACACCGGGGUAUACGGUCGUCACGGACGAAAGCGGCAACAUAACGGAAGUAUUAGAGGCGGGGUUUUAUUCUCUCGGGUCCAAACCUAAACUUCCUCCCUUGGUGAUUCGUCGUGUUCUCUAUGAACCAAUCAACAAGCAUCUCAUUCUAUCGUGUCCAAGGAGCAAGAAGUACAAGUCUUUAAUUCGCUGGCAAAAUGGCACACUUGUUCUGAAUCCCUUGACAAUAAAACGGCAAACUCGAGGGCGAGUAUUCUUGGAUUCCAUUAAUAGGCUUCAUAUCCGGCGCCUGCGCAUGACCGACACGGCAUCUUACAACUGUUGGAGCUCAAAAGUCCACAUAGCAACUAUCAAGGUCAUUGUCACAGAUGCAAGAAAUGACGUAAAGAUCAAAGAAUAUAUUACAUAUUCCGGUUUAUUUUUGACUGUGUUUUCUAUAUUUCUUAUUUGUGUAUGUGUGUUUUGUAAAAAGAAGAAAAAGACGGCCAAAUAAAAAUGUAUUUAA
Messenger RNA from Magallana angulata, 1414 nucleotides. Its product is annotated as Ig-like V-type domain-containing protein FAM187A. The transcript is spliced from 2 exons. Bases 5 to 1402 code for a protein of 465 amino acids. NCBI's taxonomy places the organism in Eukaryota, Metazoa, Mollusca, Bivalvia, Ostreida, Ostreidae. The record is from RefSeq and is a predicted model, not a curated record.